Messenger RNA from Nilaparvata lugens (brown planthopper), 545 nucleotides. RefSeq names its product ATP synthase subunit e, mitochondrial. Gene Ontology annotation, biological process: proton motive force-driven ATP synthesis. Bases 188 to 439 code for a protein of 83 amino acids. Gene Ontology annotation, molecular function: proton transmembrane transporter activity. The transcript is spliced from 3 exons. Lineage: Eukaryota; Metazoa; Arthropoda; Insecta; Hemiptera; Delphacidae. The record is from RefSeq and is a predicted model, not a curated record.
AAAGCCACUGUUUGGAAUCGAUCCAGUCAAUGUACGCUACUCUAUAGAUUUUCUUUUCUAUGGUAGCUGCUUCUUUUCUUUCUGCUAAUCUGCUUCUGCAGUGCUGAUUUUCUGGGGCUGGUCAAAUUGAUAAAAUUUUCUUUUAAAUUCUAAAUUUCAUAAAUAUUUACAACUUUCAAUAAAUAAAAUGUCUACAAGAAUAUUUGCUCCUCCGGUUGAUGUUUCUCCGCUCAUCAGAUUCAGCCGAUGGAGUUUACUAUUCGCUGGCAUUGCUUAUGGAGCAUUUUGGAACAGCAGGUUUACUAAGAAAGAAGCGGCUUUGAAGCCAAUCUUGGAGAAGGAGAAGGCAGAACGUGAUGCAUUCCUUGCUGCGCAAAAACUAAAAACUGCAGAGGAGGAAAAAGCGGCACUUGAAGCUUUGAGCCAGCCUUCAAAAUGAAUACGAAUUACUGUUAGUUAUAAUGUAUUAAAAUAUAAUAUAAUAAUUAUGUUGUUGAAAAAUAAUCAUACAAUCUGUAAUUAAAUGUUUUAAUUGCCAUCUACAA